GGAUCCAGGAACGACCUAAGAUGCACCCGUUGCAACCGAAGGCAUGCCGUCAGACGCUGCCCGGCAUACGGCAAAGUAUGUUACUCGUGUAACGGCCGAAACCACUUCGCGUCUUGUUGCAGCGAGAAAGAGCGCGUGGAUGAAGUGCAACAUCAGAGCGACAACUUCGAAGUACUGAAUGUCGCCAGCAGCAGCGCAAGCAGAGAACGAGACUGGCGUGUGAACGCCUGCAUUGACGGCAAGUACGUCACCUUUAAGGUGGACACAGGAUCGCAGGCAAACGUUUUGCCGCUUUCAAUGUUUCGCAAGCUCAAGAUGACAACCCUGAUGCCCAGUAGCACUGUUUUGAGAUCCUACGGUGGCAACAUGAUCAAGCACAUCGGCAAGUUUUCAGCGCUCAUCGAGAUUGGUGACCGUAAGGCGUGCGCAGAAUUUUUUGUUGUAAAGAAGGACCACAGCACGAUCUUAGGCUUGGAUACCAGCGAGAAGCUUGGACUCGUACGGCGGGCUGUUGACAGCGUGACGACGAACGACACCGAAGAAAUUACCAAGGAGUUCCCACGUCUUUUCCAUGGAACAGGAUGCGCCCCACGUGAAUACAAGAUUGAGCUGCACAGGGAUGCCGUGCCAGUCGUCCAGCCAGCUCGGAGGGUUCCCCUGUCCCUGCGGGAGCCUCUCCGUACUGAACUGGACAGAAUGGAAAAGGAAGGCAUCAUCCAGAAGGUCAGCAGCCCCACAGAUUGGAUGGCCCUUGCUGAUAUGCUGUCCCGAUCACCUGUUCCUGGACUCAAGGCAGCUGCAUGCACGAGUGACGUCGAGAUCCAUGCUGUCACGGUCGUAUCAGCACUCGGCGAGUCCUGUUGAAGAUGGCCGGUCCCCGGGCGAACUCUUGCAAGGAAGGCGGCUGCGCACACCAUUGCCGGACUUCAAUCCAAUGUCGGUAACUCUAGUCAAGAAACACCGGCAGAGAAGUCAUCAUAGGCGCACCCUACCUGGCCUCUGCGACAAUGACGUGGUACGCUUGAAUGGGACAUCAUGGGCAACGAAAGCUAAAGUGGUCGGAUCGGCCGGCCCACGAUCCUUCUACGUGCGCACAGAGAACAAUACCGUGCUGAGGCGCAACCGUCGGCAUCUUCUAGCGACGAAGGAGCCAUAUAGUGUUGAUUCAUCAGACGACGAAGAUAUUGCCAACAACCACACCCCACUUCAAGGUAUGGCGUCAUCGACCACCGCAGUCUCGCCCGCGGAAGCUCAGCAGCCGUCGCCUAAACCACUGAGACGAAGUUGACGACAGACGCGGCCACCAGAGCGUCUGGGUUAUGACCAGCAGUUCCAGCAGACAAGCCAGCGGGAUUGAUUUCUUGAACUGUUUAGAAGGAGGAUGUAUCAUAUCUGAUGAAAGCACAUGUGCUAUCUACAGGCACGAUUGCCUCGUGCAUACACCCACCUGGCCCUCACCUUUUCUAACCCUUUCCACUUUCAACUAUAACUACCAACGCAGAAUAAACGAUGGGGUUCAUUUGCUUCUUGACA
Molecule: messenger RNA, 1533 nt
Organism: Rhipicephalus sanguineus (brown dog tick)
Lineage: Eukaryota; Metazoa; Arthropoda; Arachnida; Ixodida; Ixodidae
Exons: 3
Coding region: 298-864 (188 amino acids)
Source: RefSeq, a predicted model, not a curated record